Messenger RNA from Spirodela intermedia, 3004 nucleotides. The record is from the annotation of a GenBank genome assembly. NCBI's taxonomy places the organism in Eukaryota, Viridiplantae, Streptophyta, Magnoliopsida, Alismatales, Araceae.
AUGCAACCCGCCAAGGGAGCUCCGAAGCAUCAUCAUCACCCGUCCAGGGCAUCGUUUCCCAGAUCUCUCCUCGCCUACGUUCUGCGAGAGCAAAGGCUCGGCUUCAUCGUCGUUGGCGUCCUGAUCGCCUCCACUUUCUUCCUCCUCCGUCCUCACAGCUACGCCCUCUCGCGGGCCGGGCCGUACGUUGACGAUGGGCAGGACCUGCCCCCGCUUCCUCGGAUGCACAUGGAGACCGGUGGAGGGGAACAGAAGCUCCCCGUGGGAUUGCGGAGGCAACAGCGACGCAUCGUGGUCACCGGCGGCGCGGGGUUCGUCGGGAGCCAUCUGGUGGAUAAAUUGAUGGCGAGAGGGGACAGCGUCAUCGUGAUCGACAAUUUCUUCACCGGGAGGCGGGAGAACUUGGCUCAUCACUUUGGAAGCCCUAGGUUCGAAUUGAUCCGGCACGACGUCGUUGACCCGAUUCUGCUGGAGGUGGACCAGAUUUACCACCUCGCUUGCCCGGCAUCUCCAGUCCACUACAAGUACAACCCAAUCAAGACCAUCAUAUCCUCUUUGCUUACCCUUUAGGAACUACGAUUAUCAUUCUUCUGGUUAGCUCAACCUGUUGAAGCCCACCUAGACCUGCAUACCAGGCCGCUUAUAUGACAUAUGCGUUUCAUCUCUUUCGGUUUCCUUCCGUGUUUUCUCCGUCUUCCUCGAACCACUCGGUGGAGGGGGGAUCGGACUCAUAGAAUAAGCAUGCCGAAGGAACAGUGUGUAGCUGCAUCAGUAUAUGACUAUAUUAACGCGUUUAUGGUAUGAGUUCAUGGUUCUUCUUUGUAAAAGUACUCAGUUCAUCAUUUCAAAAGGUUUUCUGUCCGUUCUUAACUCGUAGUACAAGACAAAUGUGAUGGGAACCUUGAACAUGCUGGGUUUGGCGAAAAGAAUUGGGGCACGAUUUCUAUUGACGAGUACAAGCGAAGUUUAUGGCGAUCCAUUGGAGCACCCACAAAAAGAGACAUACUGGGGCAAUGUCAACCCGAUUGGUAGCAAUCUUCUUGCUCUUCAUAUCGUUAUGCAUUCACUUAUAUUAUUUUAUUUGAAAUUUAUUUCGUGGAUUUAUUCACUCUGGCCACACGCUGUGGAGGAUUAUAAUCAUACCUGUAAGAAAACAUUUGAAAGGUUUUCGAAGGCUUUAAUGAUUUCUUGCGGAGUUCCUUCUGUAUGUCUUCUUCAGGGGAGAGGAGUUGCUAUGAUGAAGGAAAAAGAACCGCAGAAACUUUGGCUAUGGACUACCAUCGAGGUGCAGAUGUAGAGGUGACUUUUCUGACCUCUCUCUCUUCUACUGAAAGAAGACUUAUUACUUCUUCUUCAAGCUAUGGAUUUCCCCGACUCGUAGAAUUAGUUCCUGUAUCUGCAUCGCAGAUGGGGGAUAAUCCUACGUGAGAACAGAUUUGCUUCUCCUACUUUUUGAAUGUCUCAUUAUCAUCAUGAACACACUUUCCUCACCUUUUCUCUCCCUUUAUCUAUCCUUUUAGCUCUGCUGUACGGGUACACGUAUUUUAUUGCGUUGAACAAUGCAUGCCAAUUUUUAGCAUCACUACAGAUGUUAUAUUACCUGUGACGAUUCAAAAUGUAAUUUUUUUCCCUUAGUUUCUGCCAUAUGUGCUAAUCACAUGUGCGUUCCCAAAUAGUUGCUAGGCUUAUUUUCCUCUUAGAAUGUUCUCAUUCAUUGUUAGUCUUUUUUUUUCAUUCUAUAAUUUUUUGAGAUUUUUCUUGCUGAAAUCAUCAGUUUCAGUAUUCUGCAAUUUUUUAUGCUGCAAUUUUUUUUUUAUUGACAAUAUUUUCUCUUUUGAGAUGGCGGACUCUGGGUUUCUCUGAAACAGCAUCUUUGAAGUUCUAUCUGAGCACGAUUUCCCCAAAUGUUCUUUUUGGGUAUCAUCCGAUUAUGCUGCUCUAAUGACUGGUCUUUCCUUCGUCACUCUACCAACUUUAGGGGUUUCCCAUCACCCAUGUGAAGACAACGCAACCAAUUGGAUUAACCCAGGCAUUAAUAGUUUUUAGGGUUCAGUAUAUGCUAAAAAAUUUCAUAUCAUAAGUCGCAUGUUGGAUCAUUAUGCUAUUUCUCCAGCUUCUGUGCUUGAGGUUAGCCUCAAUCAGGAUGUGAGACUGAUACAGUCUGCGACAUGGAAUCUUUCCAGGUGCGAAUCGCACGCAUAUUCAAUACAUAUGGGCCACGCAUGUGCAUUGAUGACGGACGUGUUGUGAGCAAUUUCGUUGCACAGGUUUCUCACAAACCGAAUCCUUCGUUAAUACGCCAGUUGUUCCUUAAUCGACAAAGUACCUCGCUGUGUCUGUAUUCCUAACAGGCAAUCCGCAAGCAGCCACUCACAGUCUAUGGAGAUGGUAAACAAACUAGAAGUUUCCAGUAUGUUUCCGAUUUGGUAUGUACUCUUACUUCCUCUUAGGCCUUAAAUUUUACUGUUUUACUUUAGUGAUUACGAUGCACUUUGCACGAUAAUUAUGGAUGAGAUUUAAUGAGGUUCCCAAUCUAUUGUUUCUGUUGGACUAUGAAUGAAUAAACCCCAAAUAGUGUUAGGUUACGCUGACUUUUCCCAUUCAUCAAACAUGUUAGGUUGACGGGCUGAUUUCCCUCAUGGAAGGUGACUACAUCGGUCCAUUCAACCUGGGAAACCCCGGGGAGUUCACCAUGCUGGAGCUUGCCCAGGUUAGUGGGAAGAAAACACAAAACAAAAAUCGCCCUCUUUAUUAUUAUUAUUAUUAUUAUUAUUAUUAUUAUUAUUAUUAUUAUUAUUAUUAUUAUUAUAUGCAGGUUGUGAAGGAGACCGUCGAUCCGAGCGCGAGCAUUGAAUUCAAGCCAAACACGGCUGACGACCCGCACAAGAGGAAGCCGGACAUCACGAAGGCCAAAGCGCUCCUGAACUGGGAGCCCAAGGUUUCGCUGAGAGAAGGGCUGCCCCUGAUGGUCUCGGAUUUCAGGCAGAGGUUGCUAAAUGGGUAG